Molecule: messenger RNA, 815 nt
Organism: Uloborus diversus
Lineage: Eukaryota; Metazoa; Arthropoda; Arachnida; Araneae; Uloboridae
Product: N-terminal Xaa-Pro-Lys N-methyltransferase 1-like
Exons: 3
Coding region: 97-750 (217 amino acids)
Biological process (GO): N-terminal protein amino acid methylation
Cellular component (GO): cytoplasm
Molecular function (GO): N-terminal protein N-methyltransferase activity
Source: RefSeq, a predicted model, not a curated record
UCCACAUUUAUUUACCGCCGGUCCAGUUUUGUGGAUUCGUUGAUCGCUUUUCUGCUCGGGUUUUGCCUGUUGAAAGCUGUCUUUCACAUAUUCAGCAUGACUCAAAGAGAGUUUUACGAUAAAGGUAAAAGUUACUGGGAAACUGUUCCUGCUACUAUUGAUGGAAUGCUAGGUGGAUACUCUGAUGUACUAAUCGCAGAUGUACAGGCUUCUUCCAGAUUUCUAUCCUCUUUUUUAAAUUGUAAAAAAAAUCCUGUUGGUUCAGCUAGAGCAUUAGAUUGCGGAAGUGGUAUUGGGCGUGUGACAAAGCAUCUUCUUUCAAAAUAUUUUACCACCAUAGACAUGGUAGAACAGAACAAAGAAUUUUUAGAAGCCUCACAUGCUUAUUUGGAAGCUGAAGAUAGUAAAGUAUUGAAAAGGUUUAAUUCAGGAUUGCAGGAUUUUGCUCCUGAAGAAAAGGUAUAUGAUGUAAUUUGGUGCCAGUGGGUUACUGGUCACCUGACGGAUGAUGAUUUCAUUGCAUUUCUUAAAAGGUGCAAGAAAGGGCUCAAAGAAAAUGGUAUUAUCGUCGUCAAGGAUAAUUUAUCAUCAGAUGAAAUCGACACAGACCAUGUUGAUGGGUCUGUCACCAGACCAAGAGAUCUUCUUCUAACUCUCUUCAAAAAGGCAGAUUUGCAACUGCUGGCAGAAAGAAAACAGUAUAAAUUCCCCAGAGGCUUGUAUGAAGUAAAAAUGUUUGCUUUAAGUUGACACAUGUGAAUUCUUUAGAUAUAUGUAUUAAACAUUUGUUAUGUAUACUAUUAUAAUUUAAACCA